AUGGCGGCGGUGGGCGCGGGCCCGGGCCCGGUCUCGGCGGGAGGCGGGCGCUGGGAGGUGGUGCGGAAGGGACGGCGGACUGCGGGCGGCACCGGCAGCCGCCGCGCCCUGGGCGAGGCCAAUGCCGGCCGGGUGCUGUCUUUGGCCGCUCCCAUUGCUACCUCCGACACCAUUUUCGAGCUGGGCUUUGAGAGGACGCUGAAGAAACAGAACAAGGAGCAGGUUCCUCCUACCUCAGCUCCUGAACAGCCACAUCGGAGGCAGCAUGCAGGGAAGAGCACGAAGAAGCCACCGUCGAAUGAUGCCAGCAUCAAGCCGGGCAAGUGCCGCACACUGGAGGAAGCCCUGAGAGCUCUUGACCUGGCAGACCUGCAGAAGGAGCUGGCUAAGAGCCAGAGCAUGUUCCCUGAGAACCCAUCCGUCUGGGUGAAGGACCUGGCUGGAUACCUCAACUACAAGCUGCAGACUCCCCGGAGUGACCCCUUGCUCAGCCAGCACCCCCAUGACUACCCAUACUGCCUGGUGAACAAGGAGCUAAGGAACAUCAUCAGAUCCCUGCUGGGAAAGUCAUCCAGUGUGCUGGAGCUCUUUUUUGAUCACUGUGUUUACACCAUGCUGCAGGAGCUGGACAAAACGCCAGGAGAGUCGCUGCAUGGGUACAGGAUCUGCAUUCAGGCCCUGCUUCUGGACAGACCCAAAAUUGCCACCACGAACCUGGGCAAGUACUUGGAGGUGUUGCGGUCCCAGCAGAACAAGCCAGCGAAAUGCCUCACUGUCCUCUGGGCACUGGGACAGGCUGGACACACUGACCUCCACGAGGGCCUGAAAGUGUGGCUCGGUGUCAUGCUCCCGGUGCUAGGAAUCAAAUCUCUGUCCCCUUACGCUGUUACCUAUCUGGACCGUCUGUUGAUGAUGCACCCAAACCUGACCAAAGGCUUUGGCAUGAUUGGACCCAAGGAUUUCUUCCCCCUCCUGGAUUUUGCCUUCAUGCCCAACAACUCACUGCCACCCAACCUGCAGGAGGAGCUGCGGCAGCUCUACCCUCGCCUGAAGGUGCUGGCGUUUGGCGCAAAGCCAGAGACCACACUGCACACCUACUUCCCCUCCUUCCUCUCCCGAGCAACGCUGAGCUGCCCUCCCAGCAUGAAAAAAGAGCUCCUAACCUCCAUGAGCCAGUGCCUGAGCCUGGACCCCCUGAGCUUCAGCGUCUGGAGGCAGCUCUACACCAAGCACCUUUCCCAGUCCAGUUUGCUUCUGAACCAUCUACUGGAGUCCUGGGAGAGCAGCAGCAAGAAGGUGCAUCAGUCACUGCAGGAAACGGUUCACUCAUUCAAAGUGACGAAUGAGGAGCUGGUGGCAAAGGGUUCCAGCAGUGACCAGGAUGUGUCUGCCUGCGACGCUGCCUGCAAGGAGCUGCUGCACAAGAUGAAGGGCCGGGGCGUCCCCUGGUCCCGGCUGCUGCUCGUCCUCCUGGUCUUUGGGGCUGGCUUCCUCCUGCACGACGUUCGGACUCAUGGCUCCUUCCAGGCCUCCUCUUCUGCUCGCCUGCUUCGUUCCACCAGCAUCCUGCCAGUCUCUCAGCAAGCCUGGAAGAAGGUCUCCCACAGCUGCCUGGAAGGGUACAGGUGGCUGGAGCAGACCCUGCCUGUCUACAGCUCCCAGGCAGUGGCUGUCCUGCAGCCACAGCUGGAGCUGCUCUGGGUGAAGAGUGUUGAGCUGGCCCUGUACAUGUCUGAGCAGAGUUUCUCUCUGCUCUCUGGCAUCCAUGACAGCUUGCCUGGCUUCAUCGAGUGGCUCCAGUCCCAGGUGCCGCAGUUCCUGCUGCAUUUUGCCGAAUGCGUCCGAGAGCUGCUGCUGUUCCUGGUGCGGAGCUGCCUGCUGCCGCUGCUGGACUGUGUGGCCACGGCGCUGGAGCGAGUCUGGCAGCACUGCCUGGACUCCUGCAACGGAGAAGUGUCCUGGGACUGUGUGAGGGAACACCUGACGAGCUUUUCCUAUUCCUCUUGGAUUUACCUGCAAAACACAACCAUAGCUGUCAAAAACUGGGCCUUGGCCAUGAUUUCCGGACACUGACCUGCUUCCUGGAGGAGAGGGGACACACAGUCCUGCCGUCUCCCGAUGCUCCAGCCACCGAGGAGUGUCUCCAGCACAACGUGGGAUGGAGGGAGACUCACAUGGGGGUUUUGGGCUCAAAUCUGAGCUUACAGAGGAGUUUUUUUCUUUCCUAGGCAACACACAUCCAGGUCUUUUCCACACCAUGUGAAUUCCUUUUGUCUUUCCCUGUCCCGUGUUACGUGGGCAAGUGACUCCCAUGUUCCCUCUCCUCCCCCUCAGUUCCCAUGGCUGAAUGAA
This is a messenger RNA of Dryobates pubescens (Downy woodpecker), 2352 nucleotides long. It is a transcript of the gene TMEM214, whose product is annotated as transmembrane protein 214. The transcript has 17 exons. Gene Ontology annotation, cellular component: Golgi apparatus; endoplasmic reticulum. The record is from RefSeq and is a predicted model, not a curated record. Bases 1 to 2073 code for a protein of 690 amino acids. Lineage: Eukaryota; Metazoa; Chordata; Aves; Piciformes; Picidae.